ACAAGUCCAUCAAAGCUUUAGCGUUUGGCUUCCUUCAAAUUCCUUCCCAAAAUGGUUGCCCAAUUAGAUUUGCACGUUGCCCUAGAAGAAAACCCUGAUCAGCAAUUACAGAAUCAACAAGAUGAUGAUCCAUAUGAAGCAGAGGAGACACUCUCUCUUUGUGAUCUUCCUAUAUACAGUGACUCUGCUCACAGGAACGAGUUCUCCAAAGAGUAUCAGAGCUCUUCAUUUGAUCGAGAUGAAGACAACUUCUUUGAGUUCUUCAGUGAAGAGUUCACAGCCUCAACAUACGCAUCUGAGAACAAAGACAUAAUUUUCUGUGGGAAGAAGCUCAUUCCCUACAUCAAAGAAGUGCCGCAUGUUGCAGAAGAGAAGAAAACGAUCAAGAAAAACACAAAAACAAGCAACAAAAGUUCAACCAAGAAAUGGGGAUUGUUUCGAUGGAGAAGGUUUAGGAGAUCAAAAUCCAAGGUUGUCACUAAGUACUCCAAGCCGAGUCAAGUUAAAGAUCGUAGAAGUAAUAGUAUUUCAGUCCCCACAUCCAAAAGCUGCAAGUGUGAUCCUUCACAAUGGAAAGUGUCCGUUCUGCCUGGCAACCGAUCAAAAUCUAAGUGGCAUUUGUUCUUGUUCGGAAUAACAAAGUUUCCUACAGAGAUGGAGCUGAGGGACAUUAGGAGCCGGCAAAGCAGAAGGAAUCCUUCGACCAUGUUUGGGAUUAAAUGUGAAGCAAGUGAUGAAAUAAUGGGAAAGAGUACCAAGGAAAUUAGCAGUAACACUAGUAGUGUUAGUAGAGCUAAGGGAUUGUGGGGUUUGUUGAGAGUUAUGGGGUGUAGUAGUCAGCAUCGAAACAGCCUUGUCCUUUAAUUUGUAGAAUUACAAUUUUGGUAA
Messenger RNA from Argentina anserina (silverweed cinquefoil), 888 nucleotides. RefSeq lists its product as uncharacterized. The transcript has a single exon. The coding region runs from base 52 to 864 and encodes 270 amino acids. NCBI's taxonomy places the organism in Eukaryota, Viridiplantae, Streptophyta, Magnoliopsida, Rosales, Rosaceae. The record is from RefSeq and is a predicted model, not a curated record.